AUAUAAAUUUCUUUUCAGACUAUAUUAAAGCUUUUGUUAGAUCUCAAAUGGAACCGAAUAGCAAUUGUUUAUGUCAACGAUACGUACGGUCGAGUUGGUGCAUAUAUGUUGCAACAAGCCGCCGAGAAGAACGGCAUAUGUUUGUCUAAAAUGAAUGCAAUAGAAAUUGACGACAGCAGACGUGUUGACAUCACUGAAUAAGAAAUAUCCUAUCCGAUUAUGUGUUAGACCCACCCAGCAUUGAAGGUGUCGUCUUCUUCGGAACUGACGUCAUUACUAAGCAAGUCAUGCAAAUAUUAGAAAAUCUUCCGACGCAAGAUGCCCCGAUAGUUAUACUAUCCGAAUCAGAGCUCAACACAGACGUGUUUCUUUCCAACUCGGGUGAUUUGUUAGGGAAAACAAAAGGCACGAUUGCUAUUGCUAUGCAGAACUUAGAAGUACUGGAGUUUGUACGAUAUUGGGAGUCUAUGCUUUCAAACAAAACCGCCAUGAUAGCUGCUGUGGACCACAACCCUUAUUUAGAGGACGUAUUUCUCCAAUACACGGGUUGUGAUAUAGAAUCCGCAAGCUGUGAGGCAUUAACUAAAGAACAAAUAGCUCAGAUGUCAUCGAAACUGUUCUACGUUCACUACUCCGUGUUUGCUGUCCAUACACUUAUUAAAGCUAUAGAAAAAUUCAACGAUACAGUUUGCAAAGGAGACUGCAACACCAAAGAGAAAUUCAAGUCAUAUUUCCAACCAAACCAUCUUGUUGAAGCUAUGGAUGGACUAUCCGUGUCAUAUGGCGGUAUUGAUGCUUCGUUUACUAGAAGACACCCCGAAUAUUCAACUUGCAGACGGCGAGACGGAAUACGAGGUGUAUUAAUUUUAGGAAAGACCCAGAUAACGGUGACGAAUUUGCAUUCGUUAAGGUAGGAUAUCUAUCGGACGAUGUUCUGCAUUUGGACACGGACAAGAUAAAGGAUUACAAAUCUGAUGGGACAGAAAGAAGCUACCCAAAUAUAAGGAGAGGACAAUGCCCUGUUGGGAGCAGAUGUGAUAAAUGCAUUGAUAGCGAUAUUACAGAAAUAAACUAUCAUAUUCCAGGAGAUUUCUAUGUCAUAGGAAUCGUAUCUAUUAACAAUAAAGCAAUUCCCGGGCCCAUUGGAUGUGGUACAGUCAGAACAAGGCACGGAUACCAAAUGUAUUUGUCUAUGGAAUACAGUUUAAACGAAUUUCAUACUAAAAGCUGGUAUUCCCAGUACAAGAAUAUGUUUGCUGACAAGUCUGUAGGACUAAUUGUAAUCAACAGUUGUAACAAUGCACUUGAAGUAGUGUCAAAAAUUCUUGACCUUCACUCAAAAGGUUUAAAGUUACCAAAUGGAACAUUCCUGGAUCUGACUGGCCGCAUUCUUGGUUAUGUUGGUGGUCAAGCGACCGAAGUUAGUCAACCUACUGCUGCACAAUUAACAAAACUGAACUUUGUACAAAUAAGCUACACAUCUACGAACCCCGUACUCAGUGACAAGCAUCUGUAUCCUUAUUUCUUGCGCAUGAUUUCGCCUGAUAAUUUACAAGCUGAAGCAAUGAUAGAAAUAGUAAAAGCGCUUGGAGGGGAAUACAUCCAGAUUGUGUAUAGUGAAGGCGGUUAUGGUGUCGGAGGAAGGGACUCUAUUAGAGAGGUUGCAAAAGCCAAGAAGAUUUGUAUCAUACAGGAAAUAAUGGUCGUAGAGGCGGAAACGAAUGCAUACUUCGGUUAUUAUGAGAUGAUGCGAAGAAAACCGCACGCUAAACUCGUAAUUAUAUUCUUACGAUCUCACAUUGUUGGUCAUUUCUUGAGAGAUGUUAACACUGAAAUGACAAGAGGUGAAUUUCAGUUUAUUGGAUCAGAAGCUUGGGGCAAGAACAGAGACGCGUUACAAUACGAUAUCAGCAAAGGGGCUAUUAUAACAGCAGUUGAAAUGGACACUGACAGAGAUCUGGAAGUCUAUAUCAAAGGUAGUGUGAAAAUUAUGCAACAAGCAUAUCAACUGGUUUUCAUUUUAUUUCAGGAUUUAGAAAAAAUGCUGCCGAUGAAUGCAAGCAAGAUAAUUUAA
This is a messenger RNA of Ruditapes philippinarum (Manila clam), 2074 nucleotides long. RefSeq names its product metabotropic glutamate receptor 7-like. Gene Ontology annotation, molecular function: adenylate cyclase inhibiting G protein-coupled glutamate receptor activity. Bases 1181 to 2074 code for a protein of 297 amino acids. Gene Ontology annotation, cellular component: membrane. The record is from RefSeq and is a predicted model, not a curated record. Gene Ontology annotation, biological process: regulation of synaptic transmission, glutamatergic; G protein-coupled glutamate receptor signaling pathway. NCBI's taxonomy places the organism in Eukaryota, Metazoa, Mollusca, Bivalvia, Venerida, Veneridae. The transcript has 6 exons.